AGAAAAGAGCUACCUAUUAUAUCAAAGUUGAAUUUUGAGUCCAUGUACCCUAUUAAUUCUUUAAAAAGUUUGAUUUUGAUUGAUUCUUGGAAUAGAAAGUUUCCAGUGUUAUGAUGGAAUCUUCAAAUGAGGCUAUAAAUGUGGCAAGUAAUCAUGAACAAACUUCACACAAAAAAGAAGAGAUACUCACUGGUAGUUCCUACCAUGAUGGAGGAGGGUAUUCUAAUCUAACCUCAGGUGCAGAUAGCGCUGAAAAUGAGAGAGAGAUCAAUCCUGAUCUCGAGGAAGGAGGAGCUUUGCCAAUCAGAGCUGAGAAAAGUGGCAGGCGACGUGGCCGACAUCCAAAUUUUGCAUAUGGUACUGCACCUACUACCGCCGAGCAAGGAGAUCUCCUCCCUUCUGAAACAGAUGAAGAUGAUAUAUUCCAAGAAACUGAAAGACUGCUUUCUCAUGACAGACGAGGCUUUGAGGUGUCUGGUCAUCAUAUAACCUCACCUUCGAAGUCGAGUAGUAACCAAACUCUCAUCCAUCUCAUCAAAGGCAAUCUUGGAACAGGUAUACUUGCUAUGCCAGAUGCCCUUAAGAACUCUGGUCUUCUUACAGGAUGUUGCCUAUUGCCUAUUAUUGCUCUUAUAUGUGUUCAUUGUAUGCAUUUGCUAAUCUGGACUACUAAUGAGCUGCAAGCCAGACUACAAUGCUCUAGUCUCACUUUUGCCAUGGUUGGGGAAGCUGCAUUUGCUUACGGUCCUCGACGUCUUCGGUUUCUGUCAAAAUUUGCGCAUACUUCCCUCAACAGCUUCCUCGUAAUUACCCAGCUUGGAUUCUGCUGUGUGUACAUCGUCUUUAUAGCGACCAACAUUAAGCAAGUUGUGGAUGUUUUAUCUCCGGGGGCUGUGUGGGACUUGCAUGCUUACAUUGCAAUCGUCAGUUUACCAAUACUUGCGCUAUCAAUGGUCAAAACUCUCACGAAACUUUACUACCCUUCUCUUGCCAGCAACGUUUUGAUAUUGGUUGGCUUGGUGUUAAUUUUGACUUAUUUACUGCAUGAUCUUCCUAAUGCAGAAGACAGAAAGCAGUUUUCUUCUUGGGAAGACUUGCCACUGUUUUUGUCCACUAGUAUCUAUGCCUUUGAAGGGAUUGGUGUUGUACUUCCACUGCAGCGAAAUAUGCAAAAUCCAGAAGAUCUAGGAGGCAUCAAUGGCGUAUUGAACACUGCCAUGGUUCUUGUGACUUGUCUAUAUAUUGGAAUGGGGUUCUAUGGCUACCUCAAGUACGGAGAUCUAGUGCAAGGAUCCAUCACUCUCAACCUGCCAAGAGAGGAGCCUCUGGCCAUGAGCAUUUCCGUGAUAUUUGUCGUUGCCAUUUUCUUGACGUACGCACUCAUGCUAUACGUGCCCGUCGAGCUCACUUGGCCGCAUCUGGUGGCAAAAUUUUCGCGCUACACACGCCGCAAGAACGCGAUUUACGUCUUCAGGGCGCUGCUGGUGCUGGUUACGCUGAUAUUUGCGUCCAUUGUUCCACACAUCGGGCUCUUCAUUUCCCUCGUGGGGGCCAUGGCGUCAUCAACGCUUGCCCUCAUCUUCCCUCCGCUGCUACAUUCCCUUACUUUCUAUGACACGAUAAGUUGCUUGAGCCUGACCAAGAAUAUGCUGAUCAUGGUGUUUGGCGUGGUGUGUUUCGUGACGGGCUCCUACUACAGCCUCGCAGCCAUCAUCAGGGCGUUACAGCAUCCUACUGGCGGCAAUAUCCCGUUAUAAGGAAGCUUUUAUCCGCCGCCUCGCUCGAGUUUGUGUUCACAUUAUAGGGUGAUGGAAAAGCUGUACUGAUUAUCCAUGCAAUUUAAUUUAAAAAUUCUAAUAACUUCGUCGUGCAGCUACCGUUGCUGGCCAUCAAGUACGAGUUUUGCAUUUCGUUUUUUUACGAUUUUAAAGUAUUAUUCUCUCUGUCGGUAUCUGAAAAUGACAUGAAACUUAGCAUCAAUAUUUUCGCAGUUUUCAAGCUUAAUAAAGCUCAUACAUUCUGCUACUGAAGAACCACCUAGUGUUUGUAUCUCGAUGAAAAUAAUUUCUUAGCUCGUCAGCUUCAUAAUUCUUGCCAUACCUGUCCUUGUAGUGAACAUUCUAAUGUUUCAUUUGUGUAGCAUUUGUUCGUUCAUUAUGCCAAGUCUCACGAGAGCUGCCGUGCUGUUUACGAGCCUCUUGCUGAGCGGAUGCUUUGGGUCCUGCUAGUGUUUCAUUCUAUUUGUAGC
Messenger RNA from Hyalella azteca, 2248 nucleotides. RefSeq names its product proton-coupled amino acid transporter 2-like. Gene Ontology annotation, molecular function: amino acid transmembrane transporter activity. The coding region runs from base 111 to 1757 and encodes 548 amino acids. The record is from RefSeq and is a predicted model, not a curated record. The transcript has 2 exons. Lineage: Eukaryota; Metazoa; Arthropoda; Malacostraca; Amphipoda; Hyalellidae. Gene Ontology annotation, cellular component: vacuolar membrane. Gene Ontology annotation, biological process: amino acid transmembrane transport.